AUGGCUGACAUCGACAACAAACAGCCGACGGAGCUGACUCGGACAGAGACCGUCGUCUCCGGCUCCGACAAGCGCCCCGCGUCCAUCACACCCGACGCAACUCCAACAGGCACGCAGUCCCCGGACAAUGCUCCCAACAAGGAGCAGCAACAACAGCACCAGCUCAAGACGGGCGCCGACGCCGCCCUCGACCUCCUCGCCGAGACGGGGCCCCUGGACGGCGCCGUCGACCCGGAGCUCAACCGCCGGCUCAAGCGGCGCAUCGACACGCACAUCAUGCCGCUGAUCUGCGCCGUCUACUUUUUGCAGUACAUCGACAAGACGUCCAUCUCGUACGCCAGCGUCACGGGCAUCCAGCAGUCGACGGGCCUCCACGGCAACCAGUUCAACUGGGUCGCCUCCAUCUUCUUCUUCGGCCAGCUCGCCUUCGAGUUCCCCACCGUCCGCCUGCUCCAGAUGUUCCCCCUGGCCAAGUACACCUCGGUCAACGUCACCCUCUGGGGCGUCGUGCUGGCCUGCCUCGCCGCCUGCAAGAACUACGCCGGCCUCCUCGUCUGCCGCUUCCUCCUGGGCGUCUUCGAGGCCGCCGUCGUGCCGGCCUGGGUGCUCUUCACGUCCCAGUGGUACACCAAGCAGGAGCAGGCCUUCCGCGUCGGCAUCUGGUUCUCCGUCUGCGGCGCCGCCCAGAUGUUCGGCGGCUUCUUCGCCUACGGCGUCGCCGUCCACGUCGGCCGCGACCCGGACGCCGCCCUGCGCGGCUGGCAGGUCAUCUUCCUCUUCCUCGGCCUGCUGACGGCCGUCGUCGGCAUCGCCUUCUGGUUCGUCAUGCCGGACUCGCCCGCGUCGGCCGCCUUCCUCUCGCCGCGCGAGAAGUCGACGCACCUGGCGCGCAUCCGCGACAACGAGCAGGGGAUCGGCUCGCAGCAGUUCAAGUGGGCGCACGUCAAGGAGGCCCUGCUCGACACCAUGACCUGGCUGUACGCCUUCUGGAUCUUCGCCGCCAACAUCCCCAACUCGACGGCCACCAGCUUCGGCAACAUCCUCGUCAAGGGCAUGGGCUACACGAGCGAGCAGUCGCUGCUGCUCGUCACGCCCCUCGGCGCCUACGAGAUCGUCGCCCUCGUCGGCCUGACCUGGCUGGCCAUGAAGACGAGGCAGCGCCUGUACUGGUGCAUCGCCGGCCACAUCCCGGCCAUCGUCGGCGCCGUCCUGAUGGCCACCACCGACAGGGUGCCCGCCCUGAUCGGCUACUACACCUCGGGCGGCAUCCCCAUCGGCUGGACGACGAUCCUGGGCCUCCAGAGCUCCAACGUCGCCGGCUCCACCAAGAAGGUCACCGUCGCCUGCAUCGGCACCAUCGCCUACACCGUCGGCAACAUCAUCUCCCCCCAGACCUUCCAGCCCCGAGACGCGCCGAGGUACCUGCCGGCCAAGGUCUCCAUCUGCAUCAUCUACUUCCUGGUCACGGUCGACCUGUUCGUCAUGCGCUGGGUGCUGGACAGGAGGAACAAGAAGCGUGACGCCGAGAAGGCCGCGCUGGGGGACGCGUACAAGGUGGAGGAGAACCACGAGUUUUGGGACCUGACGGAUCUCGAGAACAAGGAGUUUCGGUAUGAACUGUGA
Molecule: messenger RNA, 1623 nt
Organism: Colletotrichum higginsianum IMI 349063
Lineage: Eukaryota; Fungi; Ascomycota; Sordariomycetes; Glomerellales; Glomerellaceae
Product: Major facilitator superfamily transporter
Exons: 1
Coding region: 1-1623 (540 amino acids)
Biological process (GO): tripeptide transport; transmembrane transport; allantoate transport
Cellular component (GO): plasma membrane
Molecular function (GO): allantoate transmembrane transporter activity; dipeptide transmembrane transporter activity
Source: RefSeq, a predicted model, not a curated record